CAGCCAGCAGAGCCACCCGCCCUCUGCCCGUCCGUCCUUCCUGCCUUCUCGCCGCUAGAAGUCCAGCUCGGGGCGCCCAAGAGCCAUCGGGAUGGCCGGCAGCCCACCCGGGAGAUCCCAGGGAGAGGGGUCGGUGCCGAUCACUUUCAACGACGUCGUCGUAUACUUCUCGCCGGAUGAAUGGCGUUUGCUAACCGAAGAACAGCAGCAGCUGUAUUGGGAGACCCUGCAGGAAACCUACCAGUCUCUCCUUCUCAUUGGAUGCCCAAUUACCUCCCCAGAAGUCUUCGCCUGGAUUGAAUAUAACGAACGUCUGAAUAUCCGGAUAUCGUCGAGACGCCUAGAGGACUCUCCUCCCAAUGUCCUUCCUAUAGAUGACCAGCAAUCCCAAAUGGACAUAGACUGCUCUCCUGAGCAGGUGGGCCCUCUUGAGAGCAUCUGUGUAGAAGAGGCCACCUACUGUAGCAAGGUCGAGGGGCAUCCUGAACAACCUUGUGAAUCGGCAGCCGAACAGGGAAGCGUACCCAAUUCUGGCGGACAGCUACGGGGAGAAGCGAUGGAGCAGGAUCCAGGUGACGCCCGCACAGAGGACGCCCCACAACUGUGCCGCGUGUGGAUGGAGUUUCUAACCACCUCCGUGCCUGCUGUGGCGCCAGGAAACUCUGCCGAGCUGCCGCCUCGCGGGACGACAAUCCCGCUCCAGCGUAAUUUUGCCAUGGGUGCGGAACGCCCUGUGGAGGAAAUGCGGUUUGCAAAGGCCACUUGUGACGAGAACUGCGCGGACGUGCGCUGGCAGGUUGCGGCGCCAACUCUGUCACAGAGCACAAGGAGGAUGCAGGACACUCAGCCGCCUCCCCUGGGAGUCCCCACCCAGGAUAAAAAACGCUACUUCUGUGCUUGGUGCAAAGAACCAUUCAAACUGCAGAUUAAUUUGGGAGUGCAUUAUAGGUAUUGUCGUCAGAAGCAAACGCAGUACCCCAGCCUUCUCUUGAAAGCCCUCAAAGCUCCCCUUGGGCAGUUCAUGGGCGGGUCAAGCAGCACUGGGGCCUCGGCGGCGCCUCUCCCCCUCCCACAAAAACCUGCCCCGUUCCCGCCGUCCAAUGAUGGCAGGGGGGCGUUUCAUUUCAGACCAUGGCAACCUCAAGCCCAACAGAGAAUGGUAAAAAGCAAAGACAUUUCUGAUGCCACCCGGAAUGCCGCCGAGACUCCACGCAGUUUGGCACCGACAAACUGUGCGAUGAAGAAGCUGUGCCCCUGUCUGCAAUGUGGGGAAAAAUUUGUGUACAAGUGGCAACUCUCGGCUCACCUGCAAUAUUGCAGGAAGAACAUGGAUGGGAAGAAACAGCUGCCACCAAAGCCCCAGAAUGUUGCCGCAAAGGGGCUCGCCUGCUGUGCCAAAACGCCAGAGCCUCGCGCUGAACCGGCUGUGCUUCCGAGCACUUCUAAAGACAAGGCGCUAUAUCCGUGCGAGAAAUGCGGCAAGAAUUUAAGCAAGUGUUACAUAUCCACGCAUCAGGCGUUCCACGAGGGACAACGAUACAAGUGCCUCUGGUGCGGGAAGAUCUUCAACUUCCGGAGUGGGGCAGUGAGGCACAAGAAACAACACUACACGAACGACGAAGACAUCAACUGUCCGAAAUGCGGGAAGAGAGCUGGCGACCCAGAAUGUUUCUGCAUGAUCAAAAAAAUCAUCGUCGCUUCCGAUUCAGAUAGUGGGGAAGAAUCCGAGCCGGAGGGACCCAAGUAGCUGUUUGCAAAAGGCAGGCAGUUUUAGUAUUUGUAAAUAGGGGUUUAGAAAUCGAGGUGCUACAAACGACUGGUGCGAAUUCAAGUGAUACGGCAACGGGGGGGGUUUCGAACGCAACGCCUGCGUCAGAGGGCGCCUGGCUCGGCUGACUGCACAUCGGGAGCCCUAUGCAAAAUACGCUUGCUCCAGAUGUUCCGAGAAACGCCUUUUUUUGUCAGCCCCUUGACACACACACUGGGGGGAAAAAACCACGUGAAUUGUAUAGACCGCUGUACACCAGGAAGACACUGUUGUGGGCCAGGCCUCUUUUGUGCGGAUGGAAUGAGGUUGUCUUUUGUUUGUGUCUCACUUGCACUCGGGACCCCCACGUAGCUUGAUAUGUUCUGCCUGCGGGGGCACCGGCUUGAGGAUGGAUAAUAGCCAUAAUAAUGUCCACCAGCAAUUUUACUUUUGUGCCUUAGCUGGAUCUUCAAAAAUUCUGUGACAAAUCUGGUACGAUAUAAAGAACGAUGGACGGAUCUAUUUCACAAACGUCUUAAGACUGAGUUUUUCAACCCGGGUAGCUGUAAGAUGGGUGGACUUCAACUCCCAGAAUUCCCCUGCCAGCUAUGAAUCCUGGGAGUUGACGUCCACCUAUCUUCCAGUGAUCCAGUUGAGAAAUGUUGCUCUAAGAAAUCCAAAAUCAGGGGCACCAAGGGGGUCUGGGACUGGACUCCAGCACAAGUGGACAAAAUGACCUCUUUCUUUUUAACCCCAGCCCACCAGAAUCCUCCUCCUAUCCCCUCCCCAAAACCUAUAGGACAGGCCUACUUUAAGGUACUCAACAUUUUGUAGCUAAUUUCGACUGAUUACUGUAGUACAGUGCGUAAAAAAGUUGUAAAAAUAAAAAGGCAUUUUCAUGGCAGACUUCAAAAUAAUGUUCUUUAUUUUGGAUGAAUUGCAAGCGAAGAGAAGAACGUAUGUUUGUUCACAGUUGUGGAUGAAUUUGAAAUGCCAACUAAUUGUAACGUAGAUGUAAUUGUCAAUAAAA
This is a messenger RNA of Thamnophis elegans (Western terrestrial garter snake), 2777 nucleotides long. Its product is annotated as zinc finger protein 786-like. The coding region runs from base 92 to 1747 and encodes 551 amino acids. Gene Ontology annotation, molecular function: DNA-binding transcription repressor activity, RNA polymerase II-specific. The transcript is spliced from 4 exons. Gene Ontology annotation, biological process: negative regulation of transcription by RNA polymerase II. The record is from RefSeq and is a predicted model, not a curated record. Lineage: Eukaryota; Metazoa; Chordata; Lepidosauria; Squamata; Natricidae.